AUGUUUGAAACUAUAGAGGACAAUAAAGAGAUUAUUAAAGCCUCAAUUAAACUAAUUUGGAUAGCAACUAAUGGAAAAGUUGUUAAUAUCACUUUCGAUGAUUCAAUACUGUCAGCAAAAGUUGUCUUAGAUAAUAACACUAGUAAAAUUAUAAUUUUGGAUGAACUAGAAGCAGUUCUGUUAAACAAAAAUAAUUAUAGAAAUAUAAGAAAUGAAUUAGCAAGAAAAAGUUCUAUUGCAAUUGACGAGGAGGAAAUCGAUGAUGGUAUCCAAGCAAAUGCAAAUAUAAUUGAAUCCGAUGUUGCAAAAACAGCUCAACAGAUAGAAAAACAACAAAUAAAUAAAUGUUUUAAGGACCAAUCGUAUAAUGCAAUCAAAAAGAAUCAAAGAAAUGAAAAUCAAGUUUUGGACUCUAAUUUUCAGCAAUUAAACACAUCAGAAAUAACAAUUGAAAAAAGUGUAGCUCAAAGCUCUAGCUUUGAUAUAGAUGAAGACAAUGCAAUUAAAGGAUCAAACCUUUCAGACGAUACAGGCACAUCUGUUUCUGACCCAUCUAAUGCAAAUGAAAAAAGUCAAGAGAAUGAAGUACAAGUUUUGAAAUCUAAAGUUCAGGUUAAUUAUAAUCAUGUUGAUGAUUCCAUAGAGCGCAUUUCUUCAGAUUUGACAGAUAAUUCUUUACCAAGCAUUAGCGAAAUAUUGAUAAAUCCACCUCUAAUUCGAAAUGAUAGUUCUAGUAGAAACACAACCCUUUCUUACUCUAAUAAUGUCGAAAAGGAUAGUGAUAGAAAUGAUGUGCAAGCAAUUUUGUCAAUUAUCAACAAUCAAAAAAAUCUACUAUCAAAUAAUAAUCAACAUAAGCCUGAAAUGGAAAUUGAAAAUACAUCUUCAUACUUAGUACCAAUUGUUUUAGUAGAUAAUAACUCAGUAUGA
Molecule: messenger RNA, 930 nt
Organism: Racocetra persica
Lineage: Eukaryota; Fungi; Glomeromycota; Glomeromycetes; Diversisporales; Gigasporaceae
Source: the annotation of a GenBank genome assembly